AUGGACUUGUUUGUGGCCUUAGUGUGGAGCCUGGUCGCACUGACACAGGGCAGACCGGAGCUGCUUUUCUCUGAUUCGUCAUCCUCGUCUUAUUCCUCCUCAUUUUCAUUGUCUUUUGAAACUUCAGUGGGAGGAGGGUGUUUGAAUGGAGGAACCUCUGUGCCCUCACUUUACCCCAGACAACGGCUCUUCUGUCUCUGUCCUGACGGAUUCGCAGGGAAACGCUGUCAAAUCGUCACGAGUGCUCUGUGUUUCGAGGGCAGGGGGCUUUACUACAGAGGGACAGCGUCACAGUCGGAGAGUGGGCUGCAGUGUGAGGAGUGGGACCUCGACACCAGGGAGCGAUAUAUGACUUCAGACGUCAACCAGGGGAGACACAAUUACUGCAGAAACUUCCUGUACAAGCGUCGUCCCUGGUGCUACGUUCGUAAAAAUCAGGAGUUGGUUUGGGAGUACUGUGAUAUUCUCCGCUGCGGAUCGGAAACACAUGCAGACAGCCCCGUGCCCACAGAGUCUGAACCAAAUCCAGAGGAGGGCCGGUCGUGUGGAGUCCGGACGCGGGGGAAGCUCAUGAAGAUCGUGGGUGGUUCGGUUUCGACGGUGGAGGCUCAGCCCUGGAUUGCUGCCCUCUACUGGAGGAGCAGGUCCAAGGAAAAGGUCUUCAGAUGUGGAGGGAGUCUCAUCUCAGCCUGCUGGGUCCUCACUGCGGCCCAUUGCUUCCCAGACGGCUCUCAAACCAAAGCGCGGAAGUUCUUCGUGGUUUUGGGGAAGAACGCUCUGAACAGAACCAACAUCAACGUUGAGCAAAACUUCAGAGUCGAAGAAAUAAUCCUCCACGAAGCUUUCGACAACAGCGAGGGAACCUACGACAAUGACAUCGCUCUGGUGAAGCUGAAGCCCAUAGACGGUCACUGUGCAGAGGAGAGCAGCUCCGUGAAGCCGGUGUGCCUCCCUCCAGACAACCACCGCCUCCAGGCCGGACUCAGCUGCGAGAUCUCUGGAUACGGGAAAGAAAAACACGGUUUGUGGUACCGUUCCCAGCUGCUCCGCGAGGCCCAGGUCCAAGUCUUGGCGGAUGAGACCUGUCGCCGUGACGACCACUACGGCGCCAUGAUCACAGGCAACAUGUUCUGCGCGGGACGUCCCGACUGGAGCCAGGAUGCGUGUGAGGGCGACUCGGGGGGUCCUCUGGUGUGUGAGGUCGGGGGUCGGUUGUCCCUUUUUGGGGUCAUCAGUUGGGGCGACGGCUGCGCUCAGGAAAACCGACCCGGAGUUUACACCAAAGUCACAAACUACAACCACUGGAUCCAGAACAAAACCGGACUUUCCUCAGACACUGCUGCCACCACCACACUUCCUCCCAAAUGA
Molecule: messenger RNA, 1368 nt
Organism: Knipowitschia caucasica
Lineage: Eukaryota; Metazoa; Chordata; Actinopteri; Gobiiformes; Gobiidae
Source: the annotation of a GenBank genome assembly